AGAACGCCCCCUCCGCCGGUUGGGCCGGGUCGGUAACAUGCUGCGGAUUUCUGCUUUGCGGCUUCCAGGACGCACGCUGGCCAGUAGGCUCUCGCUCCUGGAGUACUUUGGCCCGCGCCUCUACAGUUCGGACCCUCUGGGUGCCCGCGACGAUGCCCACGAUGCGCGUGCCUACUUCACAACACCCAUUUUCUAUGUGAACGCGGCGCCUCACAUUGGACACCUGUACUCAGCGCUCCUGGCAGACGCUCUGUGCCGCCACCGUCGCCUCCGAGUUCCCACCGCCGCCGCCACGCGGUUCUCCACCGGUACAGACGAGCACGGCCUGAAGAUUCAGCAGGCAGCCACCGCUGCGGGCCUGGCCCCGGCUGAGCUGUGCGACCGGGUCUCGGGCCAGUUCCAGCAGCUUUUCCAGGAUGCUGGCAUCUCCUCCACCGACUUCAUCCGCACCACCGAGGCCCGGCAUCGGAGGGCGGUGCAGCACUUCUGGGGAGAGCUGGAGGCUCGGGGUCUGCUCUACAAGGGGCUUUAUGAGGGUUGGUAUUGCGCCAACGACGAGUGCUUCCUGCCUGAGACCAAGGUCAGCCAGCAGCCGGGCCCGUCGGGGGAUUCGUGUCCUGUAUCUCUCGAGAGCGGGCAUCCCGUCUCUUGGACCAAGGAAGAAAACUAUAUUUUCAGGCUUUCCCAUUUCCGGGAGCCACUCCAGCGGUGGCUGCGGGACAACCCUCAGGUGAUCACCCCCGAGCCAUUCCAUCACACAGUCCUUCAGUGGCUGGAGGAGGAGCUGCCAGACCUGUCAGUCUCUCGCAGGAGUAGCCACUUGCACUGGGGCAUUCCGGUGCCCGGGGACGAUUCGCAGACCAUCUAUGUAUGGCUGGAUGCCUUGGUCAACUACCUUACUGUAAUUGGCUACCCAAAUGCUGAGUUCAAGUCAUGGUGGCCGACCACCUCUCAUAUCAUAGGCAAGGACAUUCUCAAAUUCCAUGCUAUCUAUUGGCCUGCCCUCCUCUUAGGGGCCGGCAUGAGCCCACCACACCGCAUUUAUGUCCACUCCCACUGGACAGUCUGUGGCCAAAAGAUGUCUAAGAGCUUGGGCAACGUGGUGGAUCCCAGAACUUGCCUUGACCGCUAUACUGUGGAUGGCUUCCGCUACUUUCUCCUUCGUCAGGGUGUCCCCAACUGGGACUGUGAUUACUAUGAUGAAAAGGUGAUUAAGUUGCUAGACUCUGAGCUGGCAGAUGCUUUGGGGGGUCUCUUGAACCGAUGCACUGCCAGUAAAAUAAAUCCUUCAGGGACCUAUCCGGUCUUCUGCACUACCUGCUUUCCUAGUGAGCCAGGGUUGGCGGGACCAUCAGUUCGUGCUCGGGCAGAGGACUAUGCUCUGGUCAGUGCAGUGGCCACUUUGCCGAGGCAGGUAGCAGACCACUAUGCUAACUUUCAGAUCUAUAAGGCUCUGGAGGCAGUGUCUAGCUGUGUGCGGCAAACUAAUGGCUUUGUCCAAAGGCAUGCACCAUGGAAGUUGAACUGGGAGAGCCCAGCUGAUGCUCCCUGGCUGGGUACUGUUCUUCAUGUGGCCUUGGAAUGUUUGCGAGUCUUUGGAACUUUGCUCCAGCCUGUAACCCCAAGCCUUGCUGACAAGCUGCUGUCCAGGUUGGGGGUCUCUGCCACAGAGAGAGGCCUUGGAGAGCUCUAUUUCUUGCCUCGAUUCUACGGUCAUCCUUGCCCUUUUGAAGGGAGGAGGCUGGGACCUGAAACUGGGCUCUUGUUUCCACGCCUGGACCAGUCCAGGGCCUGGUUGGUGAAAGCCCAUAGGACCUAGAAACUCACUCUUAUGGUUUAUGGCUUGUGGUGAAAAAGCAAAUUUGUCAUUUUCUUAUUUUGCAUUUUCAGGAAAGUUAUGUUAAUGUUUUCUAAAGUGUUGCAUCAAAUGAGCAUAUAAGCAGUGUCCUGUGAAAAGAGAUUUAUAACCUCCAGGUGAAUAUGAAGGGAGAA
This is a messenger RNA of Pteronotus mesoamericanus, 1992 nucleotides long. RefSeq names its product methionyl-tRNA synthetase 2, mitochondrial (gene MARS2). The record is from RefSeq and is a predicted model, not a curated record. Lineage: Eukaryota; Metazoa; Chordata; Mammalia; Chiroptera; Mormoopidae. The transcript has 2 exons. Gene Ontology annotation, biological process: methionyl-tRNA aminoacylation. The coding region runs from base 38 to 1819 and encodes 593 amino acids. Gene Ontology annotation, molecular function: methionine-tRNA ligase activity; ATP binding.